CCACCAAGUCGCUCAUCAACGCCACUCGCUUCGUGUCUCAAGCUGUCUCCUCGAAUUCCUUGAUAAGACGGCCGUCGUAGUCGUCGUAUUUGCAUUCUAAAUAGCCAAGAGGUGUUCUAUGACGACCACCAUGACGACCACGGAGCCUCCGGUGUCCAGGUCGAGGCUGGAGAUUAAUUUAAUUCGACUUCUGGAGGAGACGCAGCAGAUGGCCAACGGGAAUAAAACGAAAGAUUGGAAGUAUGAAAAGUGGUUGGAGGAUCGGAGAUUGGUAGUCCUAUACGGGAGUCAGACAGGGACGGCACAGGAAGUAGCAGAGAGGAUCGGCCGGGAAGCUCAGCGAUAUUUCUUCCUGGUGACAGUUGCUGCCAUGGAUGACUACCCCAUAGAGGACUUCUUUGGGAGCAAACUUGUGAUAUUUGUAGCUUCAACAACGGGCCAGGGAGAUGACCCGGACAACAUGCGGGUGUUUUUCAAGUCUCUGUGGGCCAGGAGGAAGAACAGGCAGCUCCUCGCACACCUCAACUUUGGGGUGAUUGGCUUGGGGGACUCCUCCUACCAGAAGUUCAACUAUGCGGCUAAAAGGCUCAAUAACCUGCUCCUGUAUUUGGGUGGGCAGCCCCUCCAGAAGAUUGGACUAGGGGAUGACCAGCAUGAUCUUGGGCCUGAUUUUGUGGUUGAUUCCUGGCUGAAAGGUUGGUGGGCUAAUGUGACGGAACUCUACCCAUUCCCUGAGGGCUUAAAGCCGAUAGAUAAAGCUAUUUUGCCCAUGUCAAAAUAUAAAGUUAGGUUUGUUGAUGAAGAUAGUAUUGAUAAGGAUCAGUGUGAGAGGUAUGUUUAUUGCCCAGAAAAGGAGGCAUCGCAAGUGAAUCCGUGCAUGGCAAGUUUGACAGUGAACAAGAGAGUGACAGCCCCAGAUCAUUUUCAGGAUGUCAGACUUCUUGAGUUUGACAUCAGUCAUAUACAGAAAAGACACAUGCCUGGGGAUGUCCUCAUGGUACAGCCACAAAACAUGGAAGAGCAUGUAGAAGAAUUUCUUAAUGUGCUGGGAUUUGACCCGGAGAGGAAAUUCUUUUUGGAGCAGAAUGAUCCUAACACUCCUCUCCCACCCCUUUCAGUUCUCCCAAGACCAUGCACAAUGAAGGAGUGCGUGACCAAAUACCUUGAUAUAUUGUCUGUUCCAAAGAGAUUCUUCUUUGAGCUCCUAGCAUUUUUCACUACUGAUGAGGCAGAGAAGGAAAAGUUUGAGGAGUUUGCAUCAUCUGAGGGACAGCAGGACCUCUUUGACUAUUGCAACAGACCCAAGAGAAGCAUCAUGGAAGUCUUGGCAGAUUUCCCGCAUGCAAACAAGAACAUUCCCUUCGAUUACCUCUUUGACAUUGUACCUCCCAUCAGGCCAAGACCUUACUCCAUUGCCUCAUCAAGCCUUAUGUUUCCAGGAAAGGCACAGCUUCUGAUAGCAGUUGUAAACUACAAGACAAUCCUGAAGCGACCAAGGUUGGGCCUCUGUACAAACUGGCUCUCCCGGCAGAGUACAGGCGCUCUCAUUCCUGUUUGGAUUAAGCCUUCUAAUGGCGUCCCUUCUGCCAUUCCAAUGGUGUUCCUUCCCCCUUCUAAUAUCGCCCCAUCUGCCCUUCCAAUGAUGCCAAUUUAG
Molecule: messenger RNA, 1654 nt
Organism: Penaeus indicus
Lineage: Eukaryota; Metazoa; Arthropoda; Malacostraca; Decapoda; Penaeidae
Product: NADPH-dependent diflavin oxidoreductase 1-like
Exons: 3
Coding region: 119-1654 (511 amino acids)
Cellular component (GO): cytosol
Molecular function (GO): oxidoreductase activity; FMN binding; flavin adenine dinucleotide binding
Source: RefSeq, a predicted model, not a curated record